CAGCAGAGAGCACCGAGGCCUCCAGUCUGCCGGAAAUUCAACACAAGAAGAAGAAAAAGAAAAACACAAGAAGAAGAAGAGGCUUAUUGAACCUCGUGAAGCGGGAACUGACAGGUCGCCGCCAUGGAAUGGGGUCUGAGCGAUCUUCCGUCUCCGGUGGUUCGAGAUGACGAGGUGACGGUCGCUGCCCGCCGGAGGAGGAAGAAGGUGGCCUUCCCGUCACCCGGCAGCCCCGUCGCUUCCUCGGUAACUCCUGCUCGAUCCCUGCUGAGGAACACUCCUGCUUCGCUGUACAGACAGGCCGUGACUCCCAGAGUUCCAGAUGUUUCCUCCAUUUUGGCUUCUGGAGGUCGAACGCCUCGAUACACCCACACGCCAAGAAACGCCAUCGGCAGUCUGAAUCUGGAUGACAGUGACUGGACCACCAGCAUGUUCACGUCUCCUGUCUCUGGUUUGGAAAACACCAGCUUCUUCAGAGACGACACCACCAACCUGAGCUCCGCCCUGCUGAAGGAGGACGACCCAGGAGACGCCGCCGCUACCAGUCUUUUCCCAGAGUUCCUCACGUCCUUCCUGAAACAUUCUUCCUCUGCGGUGUUCGAGCUGCUGGAGGAUUAUCAGACGCUCUGCCAGGACAAGGUGGACGUUCUGCAGUCGGUGGUCCUCAGAGCAGGUCAGAACAGUAAAACAGCAGGAGUUCGUUGGUUGCUGCAGCAGGAAAACUGCUCCUGGAGACUCAUUGCGUCUUUAUACAGGGAUCGGGUCCAGUUGGCGCUGGAAGAUGACAUGAUGACAGACAUGGUGGUUCCCAGUGAGAGCGAGAAGGUUGUUGUGGAGCAGCUUUUCCAGAGAGAUGCAGUCAUACGACAAAGUCAGUUGGUCGUUGAUUGGCUGGAGAGCAUCGCCAAGGACCAGAUCGGAGACUUUUCUGACAACAUCGAGUACUAUGCUAAAAACGUGUGCUGGGAGAACACCCUCCACACUCUGAAGAUGAGGAGGAAGAGCGGCGGCACCUUCACCGUCCCUCUGGUCACUGAACUGGACCCAGACGCUCCUUUCAGACAACAGCGCCCCCUAGCGGACCUGGACAGGGAGGACGACGCCCGGCUGCUGAAGAACCUGUUCACCCUGAUCAGAGCCGGGAUGACCGAGGAGGCUCAGCGGUUGUGUAAACGCUGUGGUCAGGCCUGGAGAGCAGCGACUCUGGAAGGCUGGAAGCUCUACCACGAUCCCAACAUGACCUCAGGCAGUAUAGAGCUGCAGCCCGUUGAAGGAAACCCACACAGAGGAAUCUGGAAGGCCUGCUGCUGGAGGAUGGCUGAGGAGGAGCAGCUAAACAGAUAUGAGAGAGCGAUCUACGCCAGCCUCAGCGGGAACCUCAAACCGCUCCUGGCGGUGUGUGAGUCGUGGGAGGACUGUGUUUGGGCGUAUUUCAGAGUGAUGGUCGACUCGCUGGUUGAAAAGGAUCUGAUGUCAUCGGGGAUGGCGCACCAGGAAGUGGAGACGCUGCCUCGGGAAUACCUGGAGGCCAACUGGACGAUGGAAAAAGUGUUUGAGGAGCUUCAAGCUGCAGAAUCGAAGAGAGUUUUGGAGGAGACUAAAGAACAUUAUCACGUCAUCCAGAAGUUCAUCAUCCUGGGAGAUCUGGACGGUCUGUUGGAAGAGUUUUCUGAUUGGCUGACGGCCUCUAAGCCCCUCCCCUCCCACCUGCUGCGCUUCAUGACUCACCUUGUGCUGUUCUUCAGAUCUCUGGGUUUGGCACUAAAGGAGGAGGUUUGUGUUGACGUGCUGAAGUCCUACGUUUCCCUCCUGAUCCGGGAUCAGCAGACCGACCUCGUGGCGAGUUACGUCGGUCAGCUCCCAGCUGAGGUCGCCACGGCUCAAUACGCCGCUUUCUUAGAGGCCGUCACCCAGCCGGAGCUCCGCCCACACUGCCUGCAGCUCGCCACGGAGGCCGGUCUGGAUGUUUCUGCAAUAACAAAGCUGGUGGUGGAGACCGUUAGAGAAGGAGACGACACAGAGUUCACACAUCACAGCCAGACGCUGGAGACGACAACUAACAAGGAGGACCAGACGAAGAUCGACAUCAUCGACUGGCUGCUGUUUGAUCCGACACAUCGAGCCGAAGCCCUGAAACAGUCCAACGCCAUCAUGAGGAAGUUUCUGGCUCUGCAGAAACACGACGCAGCCAAAGCUGUGUUUUCUAAAGUUCCUGAGGAUUCGAUGAGGGAGAUCUACUGCCAGUGGUCGGGCGUUGGUCAGACGACACCUUUACCUGCCGAGGACGAGAACGCCAUCAGAGAACACCUGUGCAUCAGAGCCUACCUGGAAGCCCACGAGGCUUUCACCGAUUGGUUCAGCCACAGUAGCUCCGCCCCCCAAAAGCCAGCGCCCGCCCCUGAGGCCAAAUUCACUGAGAAGGUGGCCAAUGAGAUGCGAGAGAAGGAGUACCAGGCCUCUCUGUCCGCCUGGUCGUGUCGUCUGGACGUUCUGACCGAAGACGUGAAAGAAAGAAUCUACAACGUUCUGCUGUUCGUAGACGGAGGCUGGAUGGUCGACAACAGACAGGACUCUGAGCAGGAUUCGGAUCGCGGCCACCAGAUGGCGUCACUGCGUUCUCUCUGUCUGCCUCGACUCAGCUUCCUGCUGCUCAGCGUCCUGCAGAGUUCAUCCAGACACCAGGAGGCGCUGCGACUCGCCGACAUCGUCUCGUCCGACCAGCACCGACUCUACCAGGUUUUCUCCAAAGAGGAUCUCAGGAGGUUCCUCCAGAAGCUCAGGGAGUCGUCGCUCGCUCUGCUGGACCGAGGCCUCGACCCGCUGGGCUACGAGUUACAGCCGUGAACACAAACUAAAGUCACAGAGCAGCUUUUAAACCGCUGCUCUUUUUCAGAAUGCGUUUGUCUCUUUUUUUCUUUUUCAAAAUAAAAGCCUGUUAUCUGUA
Messenger RNA from Amphiprion ocellaris (clown anemonefish), 2944 nucleotides. RefSeq names its product nucleoporin 107 (gene nup107). The transcript is spliced from 27 exons. NCBI's taxonomy places the organism in Eukaryota, Metazoa, Chordata, Actinopteri, Pomacentridae. Gene Ontology annotation, molecular function: structural constituent of nuclear pore. Gene Ontology annotation, biological process: mRNA export from nucleus; regulation of DNA-templated transcription; post-transcriptional tethering of RNA polymerase II gene DNA at nuclear periphery. Bases 124 to 2844 code for a protein of 906 amino acids. The record is from RefSeq and is a predicted model, not a curated record. Gene Ontology annotation, cellular component: nuclear pore outer ring; nuclear pore.